This is a messenger RNA of Sphaeramia orbicularis (orbiculate cardinalfish), 8050 nucleotides long. RefSeq names its product zinc finger, SWIM-type containing 8 (gene zswim8). The record is from RefSeq and is a predicted model, not a curated record. Lineage: Eukaryota; Metazoa; Chordata; Actinopteri; Kurtiformes; Apogonidae. The coding region runs from base 1450 to 7344 and encodes 1964 amino acids. The transcript has 26 exons. Gene Ontology annotation, cellular component: Cul2-RING ubiquitin ligase complex. Gene Ontology annotation, molecular function: zinc ion binding.
GGAGCUAAAGCGAAGGUGAGCCAUCUUCCCCCGGCAGACUGAUACGCUCUGAUCGACUCUGAUAGACCCUGGACGCCAGGAAUAGAGGAAAUUAUUUGGAAAUCCCGGUGUCGUUUGGAGGAAGAUUUUAAGACGACUGGACAGCCGAUGUUAUUGUGGAAGAAAAAUAUCUUGAGGACUUCUUUUUGCACCAGAACUAAAUGGUAUAUACCAGCUCUUUAUAAUAACUGUGAAGCUUGUUACUCAAAUACAAAGAACGAAAAACAGAGCCAGGAGCGGGGGUUAACAUCAAAAUAUGCUUGAGAUAAAAUCUAUGUAUAUGCAGAAGUAAUGUUGUUAUAAAGUCUAGCCGUCUGAAUCAGCAUGUAGACCUUCCAGUCCGACAGUUCUAAAGCAUCAGCAGUAAAUGUAAACAAACAGCUAUUCAGGCUAGCUGAAGUCAGUCGAUCUGGGGUUAGCUUUCAUGCUAGCAUAUAUAGCUACGUAAGGUAGUAGGACCGAGACAGUACGAAGGUGAAGUCAAUUUGACAAACCUGUCGUUCGGUUGAACAACAACAAAUGUCACCUCAGUAGAGUUAUCCGCAGCUAGUGUCACCAGUUUCAUUAUUUGUGCUUGUAUUAAUAUGCAGUAAUUAACAUAAUUAGCCUUCAAGCUAUCGUCGGCUAUUUGUAUUAGCAACCCUAACAUAUUAAGUUAAGAAGCAAGCUAAAUGUAUAACAGAUACUACUUAUAUCAAUACUAGUUGUUUAUAUGUUGAGCAGAGCUGUUACUUUUAGGAUUGUUUUAAUGCUACAACAGUCGGUUAGAUAUUCAGUGUUGUCCAGUUGAUUGGCUGAAAAGAGGAGGACGUCGUGAUGAAGGAAAACAACUUUAUGACUUCUUAAAGCUUUAGCUAGGCUAGGCGGUGUUAGCGAGAUUUCUGUUGGCUUUAACGUUCAGUUUGACACUCAGCAGACAUAUAGUUGGUGAAUUCAACUCGUCCGUUCCCUCAGUGGCAGCAAUAGUCGGGCGAUAGUGCAGUCACAUAGUCCUGAAAGAGGCCCUUCUGCUCUAAGUAAACAGCUGUAUCAGGAGCCACAACUCAGCCAGGCAGCAUGGAGUAAGUACACUGUUGUCUCGAAAUAUCAGAGGAUUAAGGUGAUCUAGUAAGAUUCCGUCACUACAUCACAGAAGGACAUAUGCGCAUACGUUUGUUCUUUUUAGUUUAGCGGAGUGUGUAUUUAAUUGUAUUAUGUAGCAGUGUUUUGAGGGCCCGGUGGUAAAGCUCUCAGCUGUGUUUUGCUUGCUAGUGGCCUCCCCUCCCCCAGCCUUCAGAGUCUGGAUUCUCCCCGAGUGUUUGGACACUUUUCACCGGGUCUCCCUUAGCGUUUUUUUUUUUUUUUUAUUAACAUAAGAAAGGCAGCUUGCUCGCAGUCCUCUGGACUCCGGAGCAGCUAAAAGUGGAUGUAAUGGAACUGAUGUUCGCCGAGUGGGAGGAUGGGGAGAGGUUCUCCUUCGAAGACUCGGACCGGUUCGAGGAAGACUCUCUGUGCUCCUUCAUCUCAGAGGCCGAGAGUCUCUGUCAGAACUGGAGAGGAUGGAGGAAGCAGUCGGCUGGACCCAACUCCCCCACUGUCAAGAUUAAAGAUGGUCAGGUGAUCCCUCUGGUGGAGUUGUCAGCCAAGCAGGUAGCGUUCCAUAUCCCUUUUGAGGUGGUAGAGAAGGUCUACCCUCCUGUCCCAGAGCAGCUGCAGCUCCGUAUCGCCUACUGGAGUUUCCCAGAGAAUGAGGAGGACAUCAGAUUGUAUUCCUGCCUGGCUAAUGGGAGUCCAGAUGAAUUCCAACGUGGAGAGCAGCUCUACCGGAUCAGAGCAGUCAAAGACCCGCUGCAGAUCGGCUUCCACCUCAGUGCUACAGUCGUAACCAGUCAGGCUGGUCAAUCUAAAGGAGCCUACAAUGUUGCGGUCAUGUUUGAUCGCUGCCGCAUCACUUCAUGCAGUUGCACCUGUGGCGCUGGGGCCAAGUGGUGUGCCCAUGUGGUGGCACUCUGCCUCUUCCGCAUCCACAAUGCUUCUGCAGUGUGUCUGAGGGCUCCUGUCUCUGAGUCCUUGUCCAGAUUGCAGAGGGACCAACUCCAAAAGUUUGCCCAGUACCUCAUCAGUGAGCUGCCACAGCAGAUCUUACCAACAGCCCAGCGACUGCUGGAUGAGCUGCUGUCCUCUCAGUCUACUGCCAUCAACACCGUAUGUGGAGCUCCAGACCCUACAGCAGGUCCAUCAGCUUCAGACCAGAGUACCUGGUAUCUGGAUGAAUCCACUCUGAGUGACAACAUCAAAAAGACAUUACACAAAUUCUGUGGGCCUUCACCUGUUGUCUUUAGUGAUGUAAAUUCCAUGUACCUGUCAUCCACGGAGCCGCCGGCUGCUGCUGAGUGGGCGUGUCUGCUGCGACCUCUGCGGGGUCGAGAACCAGAGGGCAUCUGGAACCUUCUGUCCAUCGUCCGAGAGAUGUUCAAGAGACGAGACAGCAAUGCUGCACCUCUGCUGGAGAUCCUCACUGAGCAGUGCCUGACCUACGAACAGAUCAUCAGCUGGUGGUACAGUGUUCGGACCUCGGCUUCACACAGCAGUGCCAGUGGCCACACCGGUCGCAGCAAUGGCCAAUCAGAAGUGGCAGCUCAUGCCUGUGCCAGCAUGUGUGAUGAGAUGGUGGUCCUGUGGAGGCUAGCGGUGCUGGACCCCACCAUGAGCCCAUGCAGGCGUUUGGAACUGGCUGGCCAGCUGAAGCAGUGGCACCUCAAAGUCAUUGAGAUUGUGAAACGGGGACAACACCGCAAAUCCUUAGACAAGCUGUUCCAGGGUUUCAAGCCUGCUGUAGAGUCAUGUUAUUUCAACUGGGAGGUGGCCUACCCACUGGAUGGUAUCACCUACUGCAGUACUGAUAAGAAGAGCGCCACCUUCUGCUGGUCCAGGGCAGUGCAACACCAGAGAGGAGCCAAAGCUACUGCAGGGGGAGGAGAACCUCUGGAACCAGGGGGAGGUGGGAGGCCUGAGUGUGGAGCUUCAGGAGAGUAUAAAGGACGAGGCAGUGGCCACUCGCCACAACAGGAGGUAGCAGUGCGACCCAAGGAGACCAUCCUGACUAAGAGGAAAGGUCUGUCGGUGAGCGGUGGGGGGGGCAUGCUGGUCCGACUGGGGGGGAGCGUGUCUCUGUCGCUGGAAGACGGAGGAGGAAAGUGUAUGUACAAAGGACCAGGCUCCUCAUCUGGUGGGAAACUGAAGCUGACGCAGGGAGGUGGAAAAGGGGCCGCUGUGGGGGGCCCAGGAGGGGGUACAAGUUUAGCAGCCAAUAAGCAUGCCAGCACCAAGCGCAGAACCAGCAGUGAAGACAGCUCUUUAGAACCAGACAUGGCUGAGCUCAGCCUGGAUGAUGGCUGCAGUCUGGCACUGGGGGCAGAGGCCAGCAACACCUUUGAGUUCCUCCCCCCACCCCCAGAGAUGCUGCCCUCCCCUAGCCCACUGCUCCGUGACUCACGCAAGUACAGCAGUGGUGGAGGUGGCAAAAUGUUUGACUCAAAGCGGGUUAGCCAUGCUUCAGCUGUACUUCCUGCUCCAGAGCCAGUCCCACCCUGCUUCCCUGCUAAAGAGACUGUGCUGGUUGUUAUGGACAUGCCCAGCACUGAAGAGAAAGAACCUGAACUGGAGGCAGAAACGAUCCAGAACAGAGACGAUGUGGAUUCAGCUGGGAGUACACAACCAUCCACCUCUAAUGCUCCAGCCAGACCAGGCACCUCUCCCUCCUCCACUAAGUCAUCCCGAGGCCACAGAGAGGCAGGGCCAGCAGGAAGUGAGCCGGCAACUGGUGGUGGGUCUGUGAACCAAGGAGGAGAGUCAGCAGGAGGCGCUGCAGGAGGGGAAGCUGUGGCUGUGGGUGAGGAUGACUAUCAGGCGUACUACCUGAGCGCCGCCUCAGAGGAGGGAGCAGACAGACAGCUGGUGGACAACCACCAGGAGGAGGAGCCAGACAUCUUUGCAGGAAUCAAACCUCUGGAGCAGGAGGGACGCAUGGAGGUGCUGUUUGCUUGUGCAGAGGCCCUCCAUGCCCAUGGCUACAGUAAUGAAGCCUGCAGGCUGGCAGUGGAACUGGCCAGAGACCUGUUAGCCAAUCCUCCAGACCUGAAAGUGGAGCAGCCACAAACCAAGGGUAAGAAGAGUAAGGUGUCAACAAGCCGGCAGACACAGGUAGCAACCAACACACUGUCCAAAGCUGCCUUUCUGCUCACGGUCCUCAGUGAGCGCCUGGAGCUCCACAACCUGGCCUUCAGCACAGGCAUGUUCUCCCUAGAACUGCAGAGACCGCCAGCAUCUACGAAAGCUCUGGAGGUGAAGCUUGCCUACCAGGAGUCCGAGGUGGUGGCUCUGUUGAAGAAGAUUCCUCUGGGCCUGGUGGAGAUGGCGGCCAUUAGAGAACGGGCUGAACAGCUCAGAGACGGCAACUUCUGUGAUUAUCGACCGGUGCUGCCGCUCAUGCUGGCCAGCUUCAUCUUUGAUGUACUGUGCACUCCAGUUGUAUCUCCAACGGGUUCCCGUCCACCAAGCCGCAACCGUAACAAUGAGAUGCCCGGUGAUGAGGAGCUGGGUUUUGAAGCUGCCGUUGCUGCUCUUGGUAUGAAGACCACAGUGAGCGAGGCAGAGCAUCCUCUGCUGUGUGAGGGAACAAGAAGGGUCAAAGGUGAUCUAGCUCUGGCUCUCAUGAUCACAUAUAAAGAUGACCAGAGCAAACUCAAGAAGAUUCUGGAUAAGCUGUUGGACAGGGAAAGUCAGACCCACAAGCCCCAGACUCUGAGCUCCUUCUACUCCAGCAAACCAGCAGCAGGUAGCCAGCGCAGCCCGUCCAAGCACACCACAGCUGGCCACGGAGGGGUGGGUGGACCCACUGGGGGACUCUCCAAACAUGGGCCUUCCUCAUCCUCCUCCUCUGCAGGCCCAGUAGCGGCCUCGUCCAACAGCUCAUCCUCUGCCGUGGCUCUGGCUGGUGAUGAGGUUGCCCAUCAGGCUGAGCUGAACCCGGUGCAGAACAGUUUAACAGGAGAGGGCACUGCUGAGACCAGAGAGCAUGUGUCCGAGGGACCAGCGUCAUCGAGUGAGCAGCAGAAUGAGGCAGCUCCGUUCAAGCUGGAGGCCACGGUGCCCAGUCGGCUGGCGCUGGGAGCACGCUGUGGAUACAGCCAGCGCUGCUGGGGUUCACCUGUACGCCAGAAGAAGAAGCACACUGGUAUGGCGAGUAUUGACAGCAGUGCUCCAGAAACAACGUCUGACAGCUCCCCGACCCUCAGCCGGAGGCCGCUCAGGGGUGGCUGGGCAGCAACAUCGUGGGGGCGGGGUCAGGACAGUGACAGCAUCAGCAGCUCAUCAUCUGACUCCCUGGGUUCCUCCUCUUCAAGCGGCUCUCGGAGGGCAGGGGGCGGGGCCAGGGCCAAGAGCACUGACACUAGCAGGUACAAAGGGCGUCGCCCAGAAUGCCACGCCCCACACGUGCCCAACCAGCCAUCAGAGGCAGCGGCUCAUUUUUACUUCGAGCUGGCCAAGACAGUGCUGAUUAAAGCUGGAGGGAACUCAUCCACUUCCAUUUUCACACAGCCCUCAGCCAGCGGGGGCCACCAAGGGCCCCACAGAAACCUGCACCUCUGUGCCUUUGAGAUUGGCUUGUAUGCUCUUGGCCUCCACAACUUUGUCUCACCCAAUUGGCUGUCCAGGACCUAUUCCUCUCAUGUGUCCUGGAUCACAGGCCAGGCCAUGGAGAUCGGCAGUGCUGCCCUUAACAUCCUGGUGGAAUGUUGGGACGGUCAUCUUACCCCUCCAGAGGUGGCGUCCCUAGCAGAUCGAGCGUCACGAGCCAGGGACCCCAACAUGGUUCGUGCUGCAGCAGAGCUGGCACUGAGCUGCCUGCCUCACGCUCACGCACUGAAUCCUAAUGAGAUCCAGAGAGCCCUGGUGCAGUGCAAAGAGCAGGACAACGUGAUGCUGGAGAAGGCCUGCAUGGCUGUAGAGGAGGCUGCAAAGGGUGGAGGAGUGUAUCCUGAGGUUCUGUUUGAGGUGGCUCAUCAGUGGUACUGGCUGUAUGAGCAGUCAGUGGGUGGAGGCUCAGGCCAGCAGCGUGAGACAUCUGGCCGCUGCGGGGCUAAUGGGGGCUCAGGCAGGCGGCCUCCAGAGUCCAACUGUGGUGUGCUGGACAGCGGGGCUAACAUGGAGGCUCCGGGCGUUGCCACCGUCACAGCCUCGGUGACUGCAGCAGCUGUGGUGCCUGUCAUCUCUGUGGGCUCCACCAUCUACCAGUCUCAUGCCAUGCCAGGCCAGGCCAUGGCCCACCCCCACAGCCAGGGCCUCCACCCCUAUACCACCAUUCAGGCCCACUUGCCCACUGUGUGCACACCACAGUACCUGGGACACCCACUGCAGCACGUCCCACGACCCACUGUCUUCCCAGUGACUGGCGCUGCAUAUCCACAGGGAAUGCACCCAGCCUUUAUCGGUGCCCAGUACCCUUUCUCUGUGGCCACUGGGCCCCCUCCCCCCAUGGCAGCCACAGCCGUCACUUUCCCUGGCGUCCCCGUCCCGUCCAUGACUCAGAUCGCCGUCCACCCCUACCACACAGAAACGGGCCUGCCGCUCAGCACCACUGUGGCAGUAGGCAGCGUCCACUCAGGCCCCACCAUCCAGGCCAUGCAGGGAGCCUCUCUGCCUCCCCUGUCGUCACAGCCCGCCCCAUUGGUCAGUACCCCAUUUCCUGCAGAAGACGAGCAGCACAGCCAGCCAAUCAGCCAACAGGGCCUGCACUACCUGCAUUCUGCCUACAGAGUUGGCAUGCUGGCGCUGGAGAUGCUGGGAAGAAGGGCUCACAAUGACCAUCCAAACAACUUUUCCAGGAGCCCACCAUACACUGAGGAUGUCAAGUGGCUGCUGGGACUGGCUGCGCGGCUAGGAGUUAACUAUGUGUACCAGUUCUGUGUGGGAGCAGCCAAAGGUGUCCUCAGUCCAUUUGUCCUGCAGGAGAUCAUCAUGGAAGCUCUGCAGAGACUGAACCCCGCCCACAUUCACGCCCACCUUCGAACGCCUGCGUUCCACCAGCUUGUCCAGCGCUGCCAACAGGCCUACCUGCAGUACAUCCACCACAGGCUCAUCCACCUGACGCCCGCUGACUAUGACGACUUCGUCAACAUUAUCCGUAGCGCGCGGGGCGCAUUCUGCCUCACGCCCGUUGGCAUGAUGCAGUUCAAUGAUGUCCUGCAGAACCUAAAGAGAGGCAAGCAGACCAAGGAGCUGUGGCAACGCAUCUCACUGGAGAUGGCGACCUUUUCCCCUUGAGCGCCUGGACCUGGACCUGGGCCCGCACCAGGGCCUGAAGCAGGGCUUCUGCUUGCACUGAGCCGGCCAUGCUGUGGUUCUGUGAGGACCCUGGAAACGGCAUAAAGGCAGUACAAUCAGCUCCUGAACUCCCCGACCCACAGAGACUGAUUUGUGUGUAUGUCUGCCAGAGCUCAGAGGAGGACCAGGUCAGACCAGGUCAGCCCCCUCCUCUCCUCUGGUUCCGACUGUCCUUUCACCCCAGUUUUAUCAUGUUUGUGCAACAUGUAAUUAAAGUAUACUCUUUGGUUUGUUCAUGUAACUCAUGUGUUCCAUUUGCCCUGGACUAAAGACGCCAACGGGGCUCUCCACCUCCAUCCACAUUCAUUUUCAAUGUUCUCUAAUUUUUUUCAGUUCAGCUCUUUGUGUUGAAUGAAACCACUGAGUGAGACUUUGCUGCAACAUUCCUGUCCACAGUGGUAGGUGCUGUGAGGCCUCGUUCACCAAAAACUUGUCACUAUGGAUCAGAAUUUUUGCAGUGUGGGAGAAAAGGAAAGAAAAAAAAAACAUGAAAGUUUAACAUGAAAAAAAUCUAUUGUCUGUACGGGUGAGGAUUUUUCAGUAUUUUGUUUAAUCUUUUUUGAUACUUUGUAUAGAAUAUGACAUGUAUGCAGAGAGGAACAGGAAGAGGAUGAGAGUGGGUUAAAGGUGCUGUUGUUGUGUCGGA